CUCGUUUCGGUGCUCCCCCACCGCGCCGCCGCAGCGAUUGUCGUUGACGUUGCCAAUGGCUCUUCUUCGCUGUAUACGCCGUGAAAUUCCACCACAUCGCCACUCGACACCCAGUGCUAAACUAACUAUCGUCGCGUUUACAUCGCGUACCAUUACGCCUUUACGUAGAGGCGCGCGCGCGCAUAGUAUAGACGCACGGAGUCAAGGAGGGCCAGCGAGCGCCAGAGAAAAUGUUGUCGAUCUCGGUAAUCACCAUAUUUUGCGGGAUUCUCAUUACAACAACGAAUGCAGUUCCUUAUUCUAAGUAUGGAAGAAGCUGCAAAGAUAUCGGCUGCCGCUCCAAUGAAGUAUGCGUGAUGGCAGAGGAUCCCUGCUCUAUAUAUCAACGCGAUUCAUGCGGUCGUUAUCCAACCUGUCAACUUUCCAAUGGUGGAGCGGAGAACUGCUUAACAAAAAUCUGCCCGACUGGUCAAUAUUGUAAAACAGAAAAUGGAAGGCCAACUUGCAUCAACACAACACCCGCUUUAGUUGAGGACAUGUUUGCAGAGAGCAGUUACGAGAAGGAUUUGAUUCGUCGAGAUGAAGAGAGCCAGAGAGACGGUGGCAUGCCAGCAAGCUCACUGUAUCCGAAAUUGCCAUCUCCAUUGCAAGAUGAUGAAAAACCAACCUCCCUCGGCUCUGGUUAUCCUGCGGGCUCGGGCUAUCCUUCAGGAUCCGGUUAUCCAGAACCGAGUUCACCAACAAGCGAGCGCAAGCCCGCGUCCUCUGGCUCUGGUUAUCCUGCGGGCUCGGGCUAUCCAUCAGAAUCUGGCUAUCCAGCACCAAGUUCAGCAACAAGCAAUCGCAACCCAACAUCCUCCGGCUCUGGUUAUCCUGCAGGCUCGGGCUACCCAUUAGGAUCCGGCUAUCCAGCACCAAGUUCAGCAACAAGCAAUCGCAACCCAACAUCCUCCGGCUCUGGUUAUCCUGCAGGCUCGGGCUACCCAUUAGGAUCCGGCUAUCCAGCACCAAGUUCAGCAACAAGCAAUCGCAACCCAACAUCCUCCGGCUCUGGUUAUCCUGCAGGCUCGGGCUACCCAUUAGGAUCCGGCUAUCCAGCACCAAGUUCAGCAACAAGCAAUCGCAACCCAACAUCCUCCGGCUCUGGUUAUCCUGCAGGCUCGGGCUACCCAUCAGGAUCUGGCUAUCCAUCAAGUGGAAGCGGUUAUCCAGCAUAUCCAAAUUCCUCGUCUAGAAGAACCAGCUCCAAUACAAACAAUCACGGUCAAGAAUCAUAUCCAAAUCCAUAUAAUAAUCCUUACGGAGGCAAUCCUGUUCAAUCAGGUGGAUACCCUAAUCGAGGUGGGUACCCGAAUCAAAGUGGGUACCCUAAUCGAGGUGCAGAAAAUUCAAAUUAUCCAUCCAAUAAUCGCGGUGGAUAUUCACCCCAAGGUGGAUAUAAUCCAAACUAUGGAUCACCGACAACAAAGAAGCCGAGUCUUACUGAUCAAAUUACAGAAUACGCUAAGACUUUUGCUCAACGUGUAUUGACUCAAGCUAUAAUUGACAAAAUAUCAGGGAGAAACUAAAUUGGAAAUAUUCUUGUAAUUUCUAAUUAGUAUAAUUAUUAUUCUCAUAAAAUGCAAGAAGCUUACAUAUUACUCGUAAUUAUAUUAGUGCCAUAUACACGUACAUGAUCUUGUUGAAUAAGAAAGUUGAAGGAGAAUAUUUGAGAUUAUUUAUAUUUAUCUUUUGUAUCCUAUGGUUGACUAUUUUUGUAUUAUAUAUACAUAC
Molecule: messenger RNA, 1773 nt
Organism: Ceratosolen solmsi marchali
Lineage: Eukaryota; Metazoa; Arthropoda; Insecta; Hymenoptera; Agaonidae
Product: fibroin heavy chain
Exons: 5
Coding region: 231-1568 (445 amino acids)
Source: RefSeq, a predicted model, not a curated record